Messenger RNA from Strongylocentrotus purpuratus (purple sea urchin), 732 nucleotides. RefSeq lists its product as uncharacterized. Gene Ontology annotation, biological process: G protein-coupled receptor signaling pathway. Bases 1 to 732 code for a protein of 243 amino acids. Gene Ontology annotation, molecular function: G protein-coupled receptor activity. The record is from RefSeq and is a predicted model, not a curated record. NCBI's taxonomy places the organism in Eukaryota, Metazoa, Echinodermata, Echinoidea, Camarodonta, Strongylocentrotidae. The transcript has a single exon. Gene Ontology annotation, cellular component: membrane.
AUGGCGUUCUCUUACGUUUACCAAGUCUCGCAUUCUAUUGCGAUGGUGUCUCUGUGUGGCAUCAGCUUAAAUCUUUACAUCCUCGUCACAAGACCAUUGCGAUAUUACACGCUGGUAACAAGAAGGCGGUUUGGUUUUACAGUCACACUCGCAACUCUGAUGAUCGCUUUAUCUAGUGGUAUCUACCUACCUAUUCCAAACAGUACAUUCAUGAAUCUCAUGAUAGAUCGUUGCCUUAAUAAAGAUCUGAGUGCAAAAUCUAAUUGGGUGUCUGCAGUGCACACAUUUUAUCAGACAUUUCUUCCUUGUGCAACACUAGUCUUUACUUCAUUUAUCAACAUCAAGUUAUUGCUUAUAGUUCGUCAGAAAACAAAAGCAGUGGCCAAUUUCGAGACAAAAAACCGCAUUGAUAACACUGAAGCAAAGACGAAUUACGAUCAGUGUCAUGCCAAAGCGCAGAAUGGACCCCUCGGUCAAGUCAGAGGAUUUCUGGACCGCAGACAUUCAAGAUGGCGAAUGAAAGGAUACGUUACUGUAACCCUCAUGUCUGUCUCCUUCUGCACGUUAUGGUCACCCCAUGUCAUCUAUUAUGUAACCAAAGUUGAUCAGUCGGCCGUGGAUAUUCUGGACAAAAUCUCCAUCAGCAGUACCUGGGUACUUCCUGUACUCUACAUUCUUACAAACGCCGAGGCUCGGAGACUCUUCUGGAAGUGGUUACGAUGCAACCGGUGA